Messenger RNA from Hemicordylus capensis (graceful crag lizard), 6271 nucleotides. It is a transcript of the gene TIAM2, whose product is annotated as TIAM Rac1 associated GEF 2. The record is from RefSeq and is a predicted model, not a curated record. Gene Ontology annotation, biological process: activation of GTPase activity; positive regulation of axonogenesis; small GTPase-mediated signal transduction. Bases 556 to 5739 code for a protein of 1727 amino acids. The transcript is spliced from 28 exons. Gene Ontology annotation, molecular function: protein binding; guanyl-nucleotide exchange factor activity. Gene Ontology annotation, cellular component: membrane; synapse. NCBI's taxonomy places the organism in Eukaryota, Metazoa, Chordata, Lepidosauria, Squamata, Cordylidae.
UUCCCAGGAUGGGUUGUCUCUUCUUUGUUGGGUCAGAAGAGAGAAGCCUGCUCGAAUUUGCGCUGGCCUCGAUCCGCUGCAAACAACGGGCUUACCGCGGUGGAAACGAUCUGGGAGUUCUCUGCUGCUGCUGCACUCUGGAUUCCUAGCGUUGUUCUUGCUCAGUUACUGUUAGUGAUCGCUUCAAGCGGCACAUGCCUGAAGGAUAUGUGUCCAGGGAGUGGAUUCUUCCUUCUGAAACUUUAUGGUUGUAGGCUUGGUGAGAUCGGGCAAGGGUGUGUGUAAUCACGAUUUCGGAUGCUCCAACUCAGUCACCCACCGGCUGUGAGAGUACUUCAUCGGGUGGAGCAGCAAAGACAGUACAACAUACUCAAAAUACUGAAAUGCAUCCAUUUUAUUGAUUCAAGAGGCAGUGGAAGAAAGGAAGAGGAAAAUUGCCAAGGGGUUCAUAUGAAAUCCUUUCCAUUUUCAGAAAACUUGGUGACAGCAAUCAGGAUAAUGCUAAAGACACAGACUGCUAAUUCGAUUUACAAUUAAGUGAUUCCACAGAACAAAAUGGGAAAUUCGGAAAGCCAGUACAGCCUUCAGGGUACAAAGAAUCACACCAAUUCUUCAUCUGGUGCCAAACAGAAGCCUUGUUCUCUGAAAAUACGCAGCAUCCAUGCUAAAGAUGAGAAGUCCUGCUCCAUACGUGGAUGGAGUCACAGUGUCAGUGGCACAAACUACAAAUCCCGAUCACUAGCCAGAAGCUGCCUUUCCCAUUUCAAGAAUACUCAACCUUAUUCCUCCAGACUCAGUGACACAGUAGUGAAAGUGUCCAAGAGCAGCAGCCAUGCCAAACAUAGAACUCACAGCUCAGAGAGCUACAUCCAAGGAAAUAAUAAUGCAUUUUUGCCAGAGAGUGGUUUUCACUAUAUUGACUUUGAAGCUACAAGCAACCAUGUUGCUUCCAGGAACUGUAAUGGGCAUUUCUUAAAUUGCUAUGGGAAGAAUGAAAGUGUAGAAUCUACCCCACCAUCAGAUGACAGAAUGAGUCCAAAGGUUCUCAUUAAGACUCUGGGGAAAUUGGAUGGGUGUUUGAGGGUUGAAUUUCAUAACAGCAGCAGCAACAGCACAGUUUCUAGAGAUGAGUCCAGUGAACCAGUCCAACUCCUACGGUAUUCACCUACUUUAGAGUCCGAAAGGAAUAACCUACUUGAAGUGAAGGAGACUUCUAGUACAGAUUAUGCUGCAAACCAUCACUUAUCGGCCAGUGACUCAAGACUUAGAUCCAGUAAAGGAAGCUCCAUUAGCUCAGAGUCUUCAUGGUAUGAUGCACCAUGGGGCAAUAAUGGAGAUAUUAAUGAAUUGGAUGGGUCAUACAUAUCCAGGAGCACCCCAGAAGCAAGUCUCCAAGUCAGUUUCCCCCAGAGUGACUACAAGAAGCCCUUGAACCAAAGUUCAUCUCUCUCUUCCCUCCGUGAUUUAUAUGGGGAUACAAAUCUUAGAAGCUGCCAAACAUCCGAGAUUGGGCUCUCUGCAGAUUACAUCAAUACUCAUGCCAGUUUAAUCAACCGUGUUUCAUUUACCUCAGCCAUAGAUGUUCCUUCCAAGAUAGAGCACAGAGGACCUCUGCAGUAUUCUUCCUACACUCUCCCCUGCAGGAAAUCUACAGCCCUUAAUGAGGAUGCAACCAAGAAAGAAACGUUGAAAAGCCGAAUGCGCAGGAUCAGUGAUUGGACAGGAAGCCUCUCAAGAAAGAAAAGAAAGUUACAGGAGCCAAAAUGCAAGGACUCAAGUGAAUAUUUUGAUAUUGGAAUUGAUAGCCUUUCUCCAGACACUGCCCAUCUCUCUGGUUCUCUGUGGUCACCCAGCUCUAGUCAGAUCUUCCCCCAGAGAAGUGAUUCUGCUAAUGCAAUCAGUAGUGAUGUCCUGAGACAGAACAUUUAUGAAAACUUCAUGAGGGAGCUUGACCUGAGUAGGACCAACAUUGAGAACACAGAUACUUCCACAGAAACUGAAGACUCUAGCAAUGAGUCUCUCAGCUCCUUGGAACAACUGGAUCUGCUAUAUGAGAAAGAACAAGGAGUUGUUCGCAAAGCAGGAUGGCUUUUCUUCAAACCUCUUGUGACCCUACAGAAAGAGAAGAAGCUUGAGCUGGUUACCCGGAGAAAAUGGAAACAGUACUGGGUAACACUAAAAGGAUGUACCUUGCUGUUUUAUGAGACUUAUGGAAGGAAUUCCAUGGAGCUUACCUCGAGCACCAGCUCACCUCGAUAUGCCCUGUUUGCAGAAGACAGUAUAGUGCAGUCAUGUCCAGAACACCCCAAGAAGGAGAAUGUGUUCUGCCUCAGCAAUUCUUUUGGAGAUGUCUACUUAUUCCAGGCUACAAGCCAGACCGACCUCGAAAACUGGGUUACAGCAAUACAUUCUGCUUCUGCUUCUCUCUUUGCAAAGAAGCUUGGAAAAGAGGAUACAGUCAGACUGCUUAAAAAUCAGACUAAAAGCCUUAUCCAGAAGAUUGACAUGGAUAGCAAGAUGAAAAAGAUGGCUGAACUACAACUCUCUAUCGUUAGUGAUCCUAAAAAUAGGAAAGCAAUUGAGAAUCAGAUCCAGCAGUGGGAGCAGAAUCUAGAGAAAUUCAACAUGGAUCUCUUCAGGAUGCGCUGUUACCUAGCCAGCUUGCAAGGUGGGGAGUUACCAAAUCCAAAGAGCCUUUUGGCUGCUGCAGGUCGUCCUUCAAAGAUAGCACUAGGAAGGCUUGGCAUCUUCUCGGUCUCAUCCUUUCAUGCACUGAUCUGCUCCAGGGAUGAGGCGGCUCUUAGGAAGCGAACUCUGUCUCUGUCACAGAGGGUACGGAGUAAGAAGGGUUUGUUUUCCUCCCUUAAAGGACUGGACACUCUGGCAAGAAAGACAAAGGAGAAAAGGCCUUCUAUAACUCAGAUUUUUGACUCUGCUGGAGGCCAUGGAUUUACUGGAAGUCAACUACCUCAAAAUCCCAGUAAUUCUACUGAGCAGAAGGUAGAUGAAUUUCUAAAUAUAUACUGCUCGGCUCCAGAGAGUGCUGCAAAAGAGAAUCCCUGGGACAUCCAGUCAUUUGUUCAUUUUCCUGAUGGCCAAGGAGUAAUGUUAAGUCUCAAGCCAGAUCACAGAGUAGAGGAUGUUUUGGCUUUGGCAUGCAAGAUUAAGCAGCUGGAACCAAGACACUAUGGCCUACAGCUCAGAAAGCUUAUUGAUGAAAAUGUUGACCGCUAUAUUCCUGAAGCAUAUGAAUACAUCCAAGACCAGAUGUAUGAUGAAAUAGAAAUAUUUCCCUUAAGCAUCUUCGAGGUGCAUCUUACUAAGAAUGAGGGUGUAACUGAUUUUGGAUUUGCAGUCACUGCACAAGUUGAUGAGCGCCAGCAUCUCACCCAUAUAUUCAUAAGUGAUGUUCUCCCUAAUGGGAUGGCUUACAAGGAAGGGUUGCGUGUGGGCAACGAAAUCUUGAUUAUAAACGAGGAGUCUGUGUCUGAUCUUGACCUCAGACAAAUGGAGUUAUUGUUCUCUGGGAAAAGUGUGAUGCUGACUUUGACUUCAAAUCACAACAGCAACAAGAGUGCAUUAUGCACUUCGUGGUCAGAUGGUGACAUUUCCAGGGAAGCAAGGAACUUGUUACCUCCUCCUAACCAGUCACAGCUCCUGGAGGAAUUUCUGGAUAACUUCAAAAAGAAUACAGCAAAUGAUUUCAGUAAUGUGCCUGAUGUCACAGCAAAUCUGAAAAGGAGCAUUACAGAUGGCACUCUGGACCAAGUUCCACAAAAGGAGAAACCUGAUUUGCCUUUCAGGAGCACUGAACAGAUUUCAGCACUGUGUCCAAAUUUCCAUGAAACCCAUGUAAAUAAUAUGGAGGGCAUAAAAGAAGUACCACCUCUAAAACCACUGGCACGACAACUUACAGAUGCAGACAGACUUAGAAAAGUUAUUCAAGAACUUCUGGACACAGAGAAGUCAUAUGUAAAGGAUCUGAGCUGCCUCUUUCAGUUCUAUUUGGAGCCUCUCCAAAGUGAGACCUUCCUCACUCAAGAUGAGAUGGAGUCUUUGUUUGGCAGUCUGCCAGAAAUGCUGGAUUUUCAGAAGGUAUUUUUAGAGACACUUGAAGAUGGGAUUUCCUCAUGUUCUGAUUUUGACACCCUUGAAACCCCUUCUCAAUUCCGGAAACUGCUGUUCUCUUUAGGAGGUUCUUUCCUGUAUUAUGCGGACCACUUCAAAUUGUACAGUGGAUUCUGUGCAAACCACAUAAAAGUCCAGAAAGUUCUGGAAAGAGCCAAAACGGAUAAAGCUUUUAAGGCCUUCCUGGAUUCUCAUAACCCCACAAAACAGCAUUCUUCCACUCUGGAAUCCUUUCUUAUCAAGCCAGUUCAGAGAGUGCUGAAAUACCCACUGCUCCUGAAAGAGCUGGUAUCUCUGACAGACAGUGAGAGUGAGGAGCAUUAUCAUCUCACAGAAGCACUGAAAGCAAUGGAAAAAGUGGCCAGUCACAUUAAUGAAAUGCAGAAGAUCUAUGAGGAUUAUGGUGCAGUGUUUGACCAACUAGUUGCAGAUCAGAGUGGAACUGAAAAAGAGGUCACAGAACUUUCCAUGGGAGAGCUUCUUCUGCACUCUUCAGUUUCAUGGCUGAAUCCAUUCCCAUCACUAGGCAAAACAAGAAAAGACCUGGAACUCACAGUGUUUGUGUUCAAAAGGGCAGUCAUACUUGUAUAUAAAGAGAACUGUAAACUGAAGAAGAAAUUGGCAAGUAAUGUUCGUCCUGCGCAUAAUCAUGGUGACUUGGAUUUGUUUAAAUUUCGUUGGCUGAUUCCUUUAUCUGCUCUUCAAGUCCGACUGGGUAAUACAGCAGGAACAGAAAACAACUGCAUUUGGGAAUUGAUUCAUACGAAGUCAGAAUUAGAAGGAAGACCUGAAACAACCUUCCAGCUCUGUAGCAGUGACUGUGAAAGCAAGACCAAUAUAGUCAAAGUGAUUCGUUCAAUAUUGAGAGAGAAUUUCAGACGCCAAAUAAAAUGUGAUUCACCUUUGGAGAAAACUUGCAAAAAUCGCCUGGUUUUGCAUAAGAAUCGAAUUCCUGUUUCAGCAAAACUGGCUUCUUCAAGAUCCUUGAAGUUACUAAAGAGCUCUCCCAGUAACGAAUGGAACAUUGAUGCAGGCAAAGGUAAUGAACUCGAUUCUGAUGAAUGUAGCCUCAGCAGCAGUACUCCAAGUAGCAGCUGCCAUACCAAUGACAGCAUACUGGAAUCCAAAAAUUCAUCUCCUAUGAAGCAUCUACAGAACUGUGCAUCAGAUUUUUCAAACAGUCCUGUCAAGGAAUCUGACAUUCUAAGUGAUGAGGAGGAUGACUACCAGCAGAUUCUAAAGAAAGGCAGCCCCACAAAAGACAUAGAAAUCCAAUUUCAGCGCCUGAAGAUUUCUGAGAAUCGUAGCGAGGAUACUGAAGAAAUAUAUCCUCCUGAGAGAGAGAAUGAGGAUGGUUAUACGACAGGAGAACAUCCUAAACUAGUUCGUGCACACUUUUGUCCUAUUAAACGGAAAGUGAACAGUACAAGACGCGACAAAGGAACAUUACUGGCAAUGCAGGAACGGCACCAAUCUCUUGAUAGUCACCCUGAUGCUGCAAGUUUUGACCUGAAUUCUAUUUUAGAAAGGGAAUUUAGUGUACAAAGUUUAGCUUCAGUGGUUAAUGAGGACUGCUUUUAUGAAACUGUGGACAGGCAUGGGAAGUCCUAGCUGCCUGAACACUUUUUAAAAAAAAGAAUUGAUUUACAUAUUUUACUUUUAAAACCGAUGAUUAUUGUAACUUGAGAAACUACUAACCAAUUUAAUGCACUACUGUGUUUUUCCACAGAAGCAGUUCUAAAGGCUUAAAUUAUUUUAACUUAUUGCAGACCAGAACAAUUAGAUUAAGCUGCCCUGUAUUUGUAAACUAUCCUAUCCCUUUUGAACAAGAUUACGUAACAUUUUUUAAAUAGUAAAAAAAUGGAAAUGAAACUAAACAAUUGUGAUCUACUUUUUUUGGUCAUUUAACUGCCAUUUUUAAUUUUUGCUUUAUUUAAAGCAGAAUUAAGUUAUUUUUAAUUCACCUUAGAAAAAUAAAGUGUCACAUGAUGUUGCACUAAGUUGCAAAUUGGUGUUUAUACUUGAUUUCACAUAUAUAUAUAUGUAAAUAUAAAAACCUGUAUUGUAAUCUUAUUUUAUUGUAUUUUUAUUUUCUCUACAAGCUUGUACAGUAAAAUGCUAAAUGCAUUAGACAUGCUCUUUA